Notothenia coriiceps (black rockcod) is the source of this 656-nucleotide messenger RNA. RefSeq names its product trafficking protein particle complex subunit 9-like. The transcript has 2 exons. Lineage: Eukaryota; Metazoa; Chordata; Actinopteri; Perciformes; Nototheniidae. The annotation marks the transcript as partial. Gene Ontology annotation, cellular component: trans-Golgi network. The record is from RefSeq and is a predicted model, not a curated record.
AAAAGGGCAAAACAUUUGUCCAAAGAAGGAAGCUGUACAAAAUUGACAGGUUCUGCUGAGCCACAUGUAAAGAUGAGCGUCCCAGACUACAUGCAGUGUGCCGAGGACCACCAGACGGUUCUAGUAGUCGUCCAGCCGGUGGGCAUCGUCCCCGAGGACCAGUUCUUCAAGAUCUACAAACGCAUCUCCAGCGUGAGCCAGGUGAACAUCAGGGACUCUCAGCGGCUCCUCUACAUCCGCUACCGCCACCACUACCUGCCCGAAAACAACGAGUGGGGGGACUUCCAGACGCAUCGUAAAGUAGUGGGUCUCAUCUCCAUCACCACCUGCGGUUCUACCAAAGAAUGGGCCCAAACUGCGGAGCGUUUCCACGGGCAGAAGGAGGUGUACAGCUCCACGCUCUACGACUCGCGGCUGCUGGUGUUCGGGCUACAGGGAGACAUCGCAGAGCAGCAGAGGACAGACGUGGCCUUCUACCCCAGCUUUGAAGACUGCCCCGACGUGGAGAAGAGGGUGGAUGACUUUGUGGAGUCCAUCUUUAUUGUGUUGGAGUCCAAGAGGCUCGACCGGGCCACAGAUAAGUCCGGUGAUAAGACCCCUCUGCUCUGUGUGCCCUUUGAGAAGAAGGACUUUGUGGGUUUGGACACGGAUAGCAG